Messenger RNA from Neodiprion fabricii, 2558 nucleotides. Its product is annotated as laccase-like. Gene Ontology annotation, cellular component: plasma membrane. The record is from RefSeq and is a predicted model, not a curated record. Bases 56 to 2047 code for a protein of 663 amino acids. Gene Ontology annotation, molecular function: oxidoreductase activity; copper ion binding. NCBI's taxonomy places the organism in Eukaryota, Metazoa, Arthropoda, Insecta, Hymenoptera, Diprionidae. Gene Ontology annotation, biological process: iron ion transport. The transcript is spliced from 10 exons.
CAGAACAACGUUAAGCCCUUGAGCAAAGGGGUUGUCUAAGGCAGAGGACAACACCAUGAUUUCGAUGGCUCUAAAUCGAUUUGCCGUCUUAUUGACGUUACUUAUGAUCCUGGCCGGUUUUGCAAAUGCUGGUCACGGUAAUCGUCGAAUGCAUAAAGCUCCAAUCGACUGUUCGAGAGGCCAUGUCCAGUUAUCGACGCCACUGGAAUGUCUGCGACCGUGUCGGGAGAACGAACCACCUAAGAUUUGCUACUACCACUUCACCCUGGAGAUCUAUAGUGCCCAAGGAUUGGCUUGCAGCCUGUGUACUCCCAACAUGACGAAUGACCUGGAUGACACUUGUCAAUGCGUCACUGCUGACGGCGUGGAAAGAACCAUUCUAGCCGUGAACAGAAUGUUACCUGGACCCUCGAUUCAGGUUUGUCAGGGUGACAAGAUCGUCGUUGACGUUGAGAAUUUAAUGCAAGGCAUGGAAACCACCAUUCAUUGGCAUGGAAUAUAUCAGACAGGAACACCUUACCAAGAUGGAGUACCUUUCGUGACUCAAUGCCCUAUUGCGACCGGACUGACGCACAGAUAUCAGUUUAUGGCCACAAAUCAAGGCACACACUUUUGGCAUUCUCAUGAUGCUCUACAAAAAAUGGAUGGCAUAUACGGUUCCUUGAUCGUUCGUGAACCACCCGAAUCGGAUCCCAACAGCCAUCUCUACGACUACGAUACACCGUCGACAGUCAUGGUUAUUAGCGACUGGUUGCACCGAGAGGCUACUGAACAUUAUCCAGGACUUCUGAAUACCCCGGGUCAAGCCGCGGAGGCAGUACUGAUACAUGGAAGAGGACAGUGGAUGAAUCAGACUAGCAAUGUUACAACCACUUCACCACUGGCGGUGUAUACAGUGAAACAGGGUAAAAGAUACCGAUUUAGAAUGAUCAAUGCUUUCUGCACGGUUUGUCCUGCUGAAUUAAGUUUCCAGAAUCAUGACAUGACCGUCAUCGCAUCAGACGGAGAACAUUUGCAGCCCAUUAGUGCUUCCGUCUUAACAUCGUACGCAGGAGAACGAUACGAUUUUAUAAUAGACGCUAGUCAAUCGGUGGGCACCUAUUGGAUUCGAGUACGUGCUAUCGGGGAAUGCAGUGGUCCAGCUGUUCAGCAAUACGCUAUUCUUCGCUACGAAGGUGGGCCUGAUCUCCCCACUUCUGAACAACCACUGUACAGUCAAAGCUUCGCCCAGGGACUCAUCCUCAAUUCGGCGAGCUCAAACGUCUGUUCCACCUCGACGCAACCGAUUGACGGUAAUUUGUGCGCAAGCGGAUUUAGAAGUGCUCUUCCUGUGGACCAGGAGAUUCUUAAAUCGGUCCCAGACUUCAAAUUCUACCUGCCAUCAGGGUUCGUGACAUUCCCAAAUACGGAAAUAUUCACACCGAAUACUUACCUACAAUAUUUCGUUCCCCCAACACUUGCUGCCGUCGCAUCAGUUACUAACAACAUCUCGUUCGUUUCUCCACCCGCACCACUGAUUUCCCAGCGUAACGACAUUCCCUUGGAAUUAAUCUGCAAUGGAGAAAAUCUCCCCAAAAAUUGUAAUGGGUCUUAUUGCGCCUGCACACAUGUCCUGAGCGUACCCUUGAAUGCCGUUGUCGAAAUCGUCUUCUGUGACGCAGCUCCGCAAGUCAAUCUCUCCCAUCCAUUUCAUUUACACGGGAACGCCUUCCGCAUCAUUGGCAUGGGUGCAUCCGCCGACCCAAGCGUCACGGUACUGAAUGCGACAACCAUUCGUGAUCUCGACAGGAGGGGUCUUCUGGUUAGGAACUUUGAUCAGCCACCUGCCAAAGAUACCGCCAUAAUACCUUCUAACGGAUACUUGAUUACGAGAUUCCUUGCUAAUAAUCCUGGCUACUGGCUAUACCACUGCCAUUUCGUGUUCCACUCGACCACCGGCAUGGAGGUUGUCAUACAAGUCGGUGAUGUGAUGGAUAUUCCACCAGUCCCACAAAACUUCCCCACUUGCGGGGACUACUUGCCGAAAAUAUCGCCUAUCAGAAAAUAACAACUUUGAACGUAGAAUUUAUUGCUUGACUAUUGGAUCGUAGGUUCCAAUUAUAAUUUAGAAAAAUGGACGUCAACCUCCUGGGAGGAUCGUCAAUGCUAUUGGUCCGGGAUAGAAUUAUGUGGACUAAUGUUUGGCAGAUAUCGUAUCAUUCAGUAUGGUUAUCUUCGAACUACUACUGCACUUCUAUUUCUACCUUCUUCAAGAUGAAGUCAGAUAAACAAACUAAUGUACAAUUAAUAACUCGUUUUGAAUGUAGAAUUUAAUGGAUAAAUAGGGUAAUACAAAAAUUCUGAAGAAUCUUGAACCCUCAGUAAAAGAAGUACUUCGCAUCGAAAUAAUGGUGAGUCUUGAAAGAGAAAUAAAAAAAAUUUUCGGACUCUUAUUGGCCCACAAAAAGUUUCUAAAUGAUUUUCAAAUUUCUUUAAUCGAACGGUUUCGAGAUACGAUUUUUCUCCCAAAUUGCGUUUUUUUCGAAAAACACAUUUUUCGAGUGGAUGUAGCGUAAACA